Molecule: messenger RNA, 4347 nt
Organism: Anolis carolinensis (green anole)
Lineage: Eukaryota; Metazoa; Chordata; Lepidosauria; Squamata; Anolidae
Gene: tecrl
Product: trans-2,3-enoyl-CoA reductase like
Exons: 12
Coding region: 509-1477 (322 amino acids)
Biological process (GO): very long-chain fatty acid biosynthetic process
Molecular function (GO): oxidoreductase activity, acting on the CH-CH group of donors
Source: RefSeq, a predicted model, not a curated record
AAUAUUUGAAAAUACUUGACAGUAAUAUACAACUGAUUAAUUCACAGGCAUCCUAAAAUUAUUAUAGACAUGCUCUGCAUUGAGAAACAACUCCCACAUGGACGACAUCUGAUUUGCUUUUUCAUAAUUGGAUCUGUUUUCACACACAGUUUCUAUAGAUAAUGAUAACAUUUCAUUGCAUAUCACUUCUUCAGAGCUUUUUUAAAAAAGAGUCUGGCUUGCAAUUAUUAGGGAACCAAGAUAAGGAACUGAACAGAACAUGUUGUUUCAAACAUUACAUUUAAAAUUCAAAAUACUGCAGAUCACAAUAGUCGGCUAAAUAUAGUCACGGAUUAGAAAGUCAUUGUUCCAAUCCUGCUAUAUAAAACUUAGACUCUUCAAAUAGAAUGCCACUUGACCUUUCAUGUUCCAUCAGCCAGUACUUGUAUUUAACUGAGGCAGGAACACCACGCUGCCCCUUGGAGUUAUCAACUUUUGACAUGACAUGCCCUAGUGUUUUGUCCCAGCCAUGUUCAGGAGACGUAAGACCAGCACUCCGGAACACAAGAGAGACUUCCAUGGAGCUGCAGUGCCUGCACCCCACAAUGACAUGAGAACUUUCUUCAGCUUGUCUCAGCUUGUACUUUCUUCUGGCCACUUGAGACCACCACCUGUUCAAAGACAUUCAAAAAUAACUUAUCUCGAAGUGGAGGUGCUUGAUGCCCAAAGCAAAAAGCAGAUUUGUGUAGUGGACAAGAUACCACCAUCAUCAACACUUCUUGAUGUAAAACAUAAAUUUCACAAAGUGUGUCCUCAGUGGUCCCCAUCUCGUGUAGGCUUGCGACUAGAACGCAAUGGGCCCUAUUUGAAAGACUCUAUCAACAUAAAGAGCCUUGCAGCUUCUUCUAUCAUUACAUUGUACUUCACAGACAUGGGUCAGCAAGUGAGCUGGACAACUGUUUUCCUAACUGAAUAUAUUGGUCCUCUUCUAAUUUAUCUGCUCUUUUAUCUUCGUCUCUCGAGUAUUUAUGAUGCAAAGGAGAGUGCAAGAAGUUUACGCCAUCCUGUUGUCCAUUUGGCCUGUGCUUGUCAUUGUUUACAUUAUGUCCGAUGUCUUCUGGAGACACUUUUUGUGCAUAAGAUUUCAGAAGGACAUACACCCCUGAAGAAUAUGAUCAAGGGUUGUGCCUUUUAUUGGGGCUUCACCUCUUGGAUCGCAUACUAUAUCAAUCAUCCACUGUAUACUCCUCCAUCAUUUGGGAACAAGCAAGUUACUUUUGCUGCCCUUGUGUUUCUGAUGUGUGAAGCUGGGAAUCAUUUUAUCAAUGUGGCUGUAGUCCAUCAAAAUCAAUCAGGGAAGUUAACCUCUUUUCCAAGUCCGUCAAUCAAUCCUUUCACAUGGCUCUUCACAUUGGUUUCUUGUCCAAACUAUACAUAUGAGAUUGGGUCUUGGAUAAGCUUUACAGUGAUGACACAAACUCUUCCAGGAGCAACUUGAAAAACUGCAAGUCACUUCUGGUGUGAGAAAAUUGGCCGUCUGCAAGGACGUUACCCAGGGGACACCUGGAUGCUUUACCAUCCUGUGGGAGGCUUCUCUCAUGUCACCUCACGGGAAGCUGGAGCUGACAGACGGAGCUCACCCCACUCCCCAGAUUUGAACUGCUGACCUUUAGGUCAGCAGUCCUGCCGGCACACAGGUUUAACCCAUUGCACCACCGGGGACUCCUGAGACAAUGAACUAAUAAUAUUUAAGGGAAGAUUAGCUAAUAUUUUAGCACCUGUUGUACUUAAAUACUUAGAAAAUGAGCUAAUAUUUAAGUACAACAGGUGCUACAAUAUUAGCUUAUCUUCCCUGCCACACAGAAAGCCUUUCAUUAUCACCAGUUGUGCCUCAAAAGGCAACCACAGUUUUGAGAAGCCUAGUCUGCUAUAUAAACUAUACUGCUUCCUGGAUGCUUGGCUUAACCCAGGUGCCAUCCCCUCUGAGUCCAUUGCUAGAACCUUCAGUAGCCUUUAAGAAUCAUUUUGCAGAUAAAAUCUCUUGUAUAAGAGCUGACCAGCCACUUCAUCACAUUGAAUCAGGUCAAGUGUUUGGUAGAGUAGAGCUCAGUUAUACUUUGUGUGAAAAUCAAAUGAUUGAUUCCCUACCUUCAUCACACUGUUAAAUCUAAACAGUGCUCAGUAUUCUUUCAGUUCAUUUGCCAUCACACUGUAAAGAUUUGGCCCCGCCCACCAUCCCUCUCCCCCCUAUUCUUUGUUGAAAAACCCUCCUCUCUUUGCAAUGUCAACGGUUACAUGUCUUCAAUUCCCUGAGUCUAGCCUCUCUCUCCACUGCCCCUCUGAGGAAGGAAGCAGAGAAGGAGGGAGAGAGGAAGGGAAAGUGGCGAUGCACUCUACCCUCCUCUCUCAGCUGCCCCACACAGAAAGGAAACUAUAACUCCCAGGACAACAUGUGGAGCUAUAGUAUUUAAAAUAAGGCCCAGAUGCUUUCAUUUUACAGUGUAGAUGCACUCAAAGAAGGUUCGUGGACCUUGGGAAAUUUUAACUCCCAGGAAGACUCCAUCACAUGGAGCCCUGGCAUUUAAAGUGGGGUGCAAGGGCAUUCAUUCCAUAUUGUAAAUGCACCAAGAGAAGGGUAUGGAGCUUGGAAAUCUAUAACUUCCAGAACAGCAUAGCAUGAAGACGACGACAACAACAACAACAACAACAACAACAACAACAACAGAAUUGGCCAUUCAUCUGGAUCAUUCCCCAAAAAUCCACUUCCCCACCACCUUCUCAAACGUUUGAAAAGAAUGCUGGCCCCCAUACUUAAAAUACAGAAAGAAUGCUCCAUCCUACACUUGAACCCAAGCAUAAUGUGAUGAACACAGUGAGUUACCAGAUUUUAAGUGUAGGACUCGGUGAAAUUUAGUAAAUGUGAUGAAGUGGUUAGACAUUGCCAUUAGACUAGAGGCCGACAAGGAGGUGUCCAGCAACUGUGAGUGGGAUUACACUGGAUCAGUUUCAAUUGGUGAGUACUGUUGAUGUGGACAAGCUGCUGGGGCUAGUAAGGAGGACAAACUGCUUUCUUUACCCCUGUCCCUCUUAACUGAUCAUCCAGAACCCCUGCUCUAAGACUUCACUGAACCUAGCAUCCAGGAAGCAAACUAUUCCUUUCAGAAGAUCUCACUGUUCAGAGCAGUGACAUGAGGGCAGCAGCAGCCAUUAUCUUUGUGUUUGUUUCUAACUAUGUAGAACUGUGUAGAUAAGUGGCAGUUCUCCGGAAUGGUGAAGGUACUUCCAGAGUGAGAUCCAGAGUAUCAAAUUCCUGCCUCCUGCAUAGUCCACUGCCCGAGACAACCAUUGAAGUUCAUGAGGGGUCAAGCAUGAGAAAACCUGACCUCACAUGAACUUUGUGGGGUGAAAACUAAUGGAACCAACUGAAAAUAUUUUCCCAUCUGUGCUUAGAGUUUAGAAUUGCAUUAUAAGGACAGUGUUCUGUUUGUUGGUUUGUUUAACAUUUUGCGUCCUGGGCCAGAAAAUAUAUAUUGGCAAGAAAUCCAAGCACUCAGAACAUUUCCUUUUCUUUCUUAGCAUUGACAUGGCUCAUUGAUAUGGAAUAAUGGGAAACAGUUUUAUAAGGUCUUUAGCUUUCUUUAAUAAAUAGUGCAGUGUUUUAUCAAUCUACAGUUCCCAUAGUUCUAUAGCAUUAAUCCAUCGCAGUUAAACUAGUGUCAAACUGUAUUACUUUUAUGGUGUAGAUGCAACCUUAGAUACUGCAUGACAGGUCUAAAUUUAUGUCAUCCCCAUUGAUUUGAUGGGUCUGCUAUAAAAAUGGAAGGAAAUAGUACUUUCUAUCAUUAUACUUUAAAACUAAUUUGCAUAAUAACACACAAGUAUUCUAACAAUCAAGACAAAUCUGAAUGGACAAUGGACAUAAUUUAAUCUACAUAAAUAAAGUAGAUAAUUAUAAACAAGAAAAAACAGAACAGAAAUAAUAAUUAUUUGGAAAAGGAACUUGAUAUUUAGUCAAUAUAUGGAAUGUGUUCAUGUUUACUUGUAGUUUAAUUGCAUUUUCACAAUAAACACUUGACACAUGUUUGCAAAAAGAGUUCACAAACAUUUUAAAUUUUUAGAUUUUUUAAAAAUAGCAGUCUAUCUUAAAGCAUUACGUGCCAAAUUUUCCUGACCAGUCUUCAGUGGAGUUAUUAUAGUUUCCCCAAUAGCUUUUGUUUCCCCCUUAGUUGUCGAUUAGCACAAUCAGAAUCUAAUUAUUCAUUAGAAGAAGAGCAGCUAGGUGCCACCAAUGAUACAUAAGAAAGUGGACUGGAAAUAAAACAUAAUUAAGAAAUGAAAGACAACUGUGGAACCUGAAAGAACUUUCCG